Molecule: messenger RNA, 1358 nt
Organism: Anneissia japonica
Lineage: Eukaryota; Metazoa; Echinodermata; Crinoidea; Comatulida; Comatulidae
Product: kin of IRRE-like protein 1
Exons: 1
Coding region: 111-1358 (415 amino acids)
Source: RefSeq, a predicted model, not a curated record
UGUCUAAGCAUAGCAGGACAAGUUCGUAGCAUUUGAUUCCGCACUUUUUGUUUUGAUAUAUUUAAUUUAGAGGAACCAUUAAUAUAAUAUUCUUUCAAGAUUUUAACGAAAUGAAGAUUCGAUUGAGAGUGCUAUUUAUUGUGUCGUGGAUGUGGGUUUUGAAGAGCUGCAAUGGGAAUGUAUCUUUUAUUGAUGAACCUUCUGAUGAUACUACUGACAUAGGUAGAGACCACUGGUUUACGUGCAUCGUCACCGGAUUACAAGACGAUCAGAUAUUACAAUGGUACAAAAAUGACAUACGAAUUUUUGCGUCGGAGGACCUGAGUAAAAACAAAUAUUCGAUUCAAAGAAAACAAGGCGGAUCUAAAAUAAUUCUUUGGUUAACUAAUGUAGCUACCACUGACGGUGGGCGAUAUCAAUGCGUUGUGGUAGCUUCCGAAUCUGGUGAAAUUAUUAAACGGUCUCGUGCCGCGAUAUUAGUAGUACAAUCUGUGCCUGGGCCUCAGUACCCACUUUGCGAUAUUCCAAGCCGAAACAUCCUCGUUGAUUCGUUAGUAGACAUUAAAUGUAUGUCACAGAAUGUUAAUCCACCAGUAUCAUUAAAGUGGAUGCAUCAAGGCGAAGACUUAGAAAGACUGGCAUCAAUAAGUGAACAUGAAGAGAAUGUUAGCUUGGUUUUAAGCAUGAAAAUAAAGAAGGAACAAGAUGGCGCACUGUACACAUGUGAACAAACAUCCACUCUUGUCCCGAACAACAUCUCAAGCUGCCGUGUCGGACCACUGAACAUCCUUUAUAAGCCAGAAAUCGAUAUUCAGUACAUACAGCCGAUAUUAGCAGGUCGGGAAACGAUUAUAUUUUGUCAGACAAAUGCUAACCCUCCAGUUACUAACUAUAAGUGGAUGUUUCACCCGGACGUACCACCAUCGGACUACAUUUUGGAUAAUACUAAACAAGUACUGAAACUUGUAAGGCCAACAAUAGCGCAAAAUGGAUCUAACCUUACUUGUAUUGCCAGGAAUGAUAUAGGAGAAACAAUUUCUACAAUACGGAUUUACAUUACAAAACCAAAAACAAAUGUUGAAACUGAGAAAACAACAAGCGAUAUGCCUAAUUUUGAAGAUAAAAACUCAAUUUAUUUAUCGUUAGAUGUUGUGAUUAUCAUCGCUGCUGGUGUUGUUAUUAUUGUUGUACUUGUUGUUCUUGUUCCCGUUUAUCAUUAUUGUUUGUGCCGUAACGAAAACAUAACGACACUUGAUUAUUCUGAGAAAACAGUGACUCAGCCUGAAGUGUAUUAUGAGGCUAGAGAAGGAGUAAUUUUAAGACACACGAUACAAGAUCUGUCUCUUAUACACAUCUAG